UUGCAAGCAUUGCCCAUGUAAUUGGGCAUGUGGAAAACCACAACUACUCAAGCAUCAUUUGGCUCGUAAAUGUCCAAAUGUUUUACAAGAAAUUAAAGAUAUUUGGCAGAAUAAUUUAGCAGUGAAGAAAAAGUCUGUAAAAAGACAACGUAGAACAAAGAUGUUAGAUAAUUCUAAUUUAGAA
This is a messenger RNA of Dentiscutata erythropus, 184 nucleotides long. NCBI's taxonomy places the organism in Eukaryota, Fungi, Glomeromycota, Glomeromycetes, Diversisporales, Gigasporaceae. The record is from the annotation of a GenBank genome assembly.